UCCAGUUCAGGACAGAUGCUGGGCCAGCAGAUGGGCGCAGAGAUAGACCGGUCCUCCUGCAUCUGGAGAAUGAACAACGCUCCGACCCGGGGCUUCGAGCAGGACGUGGGCCGGCGGACCACGGUGCGAGUGGUCUCUCACACCAGCGUCCCUCUGCUCCUGCAGAAACCCCAGUACUUCUUCGGCCAGGCCAACGACACGGUCUACGUGGUCUGGGGGCCGCUGCGCAACAUGCGUAAGGACGGCAAGGGAAUCGUGUACAACAUGUUAAAACAGGCCGCAGAAAACUACCCACAGGCCCGUAUCUACGUCACCACAGAGGAGCGCAUGAACUACUGCGACAUGGUCUUCAAGAAAGAGACAGGGAAAGACAGAACGGAGGGCUAUAGGAAAGUGCCGUACCACUACUACGAAAGUGGAAGUCGUGACGAGUGCGCAGAAUACCUCCUGCAUGAGAGCGCCCCCUACGGUGGCCACCGUUUCAUCACGGAAAAAGCCGUGUUUGCUAAGUGGGCGAAGACUCACGCCAUUAAGUUCUUCAACCCUGAGUGGCAGCUAUCAUGA
This is a messenger RNA of Chanos chanos (milkfish), 564 nucleotides long. RefSeq names its product ST6 (alpha-N-acetyl-neuraminyl-2,3-beta-galactosyl-1,3)-N-acetylgalactosaminide alpha-2,6-sialyltransferase 3 (gene st6galnac3). Lineage: Eukaryota; Metazoa; Chordata; Actinopteri; Gonorynchiformes; Chanidae. Gene Ontology annotation, biological process: ganglioside biosynthetic process; oligosaccharide metabolic process. The transcript has 2 exons. The record is from RefSeq and is a predicted model, not a curated record. Bases 16 to 564 code for a protein of 182 amino acids. Gene Ontology annotation, molecular function: alpha-N-acetylgalactosaminide alpha-2,6-sialyltransferase activity.